This is a messenger RNA of Athalia rosae (coleseed sawfly), 2145 nucleotides long. RefSeq lists its product as uncharacterized. The transcript is spliced from 2 exons. The record is from RefSeq and is a predicted model, not a curated record. Bases 568 to 1662 code for a protein of 364 amino acids. NCBI's taxonomy places the organism in Eukaryota, Metazoa, Arthropoda, Insecta, Hymenoptera, Athaliidae.
UUGCUACAAUUGUUGUUGACCGACGAACGCGACGCGCGGUUAUUGUUCGGCCAGAUAGCCGACGUUGUAUCACGGGUGGUACCCCCCUGUCAUUUUUUGCGUCAUUGUCGUAAAUAAAGAGAUAAAAAAUAAAUAAUUACAAUUGGGAAUGCGCGCGACUCGGUGCCGCGGUCUCCGCCGCUUCGUCGAAAAUUAUUGUGUCGCGCGACCGCCGAACGUAAUAACGUGUGAAAUAUUGAAAUUUGGAAAUAAUAUCGCUUUCUUCCCUCGAUCGUCGCGUUAAAUCGCGUUGGCGCACUGUAUAGAUGUAAUCUGAAAAUUAUCUGAUUACGCUCAACAAAUCGGCCGAUAACUGAUAUCUACUUUAGUAAUUCUCGCAGUGAUACGGAGUUCAGUUGGAUUCGGAUCUCGUUUAAUCGGCAUUGUCGCGAAACGAAUGAGCGGAAAAUUUUUCUUUUCAUCUUACAAUUUCUCGUCCGGUAUCCCCGUUAAACGAACGUCGAUAGGAAAAAAUCGAGGUGCGAAAAUCGGUGAGGAAACGGACGAGGGAAAAGAGGUAACCGAAAUAUGAACGAGGAGGAUUUCGGCUUCGAGGCGAGGGAUCGAAAGGUCCUGGAGAACGUAUUGGUCGGCCCUACGAACGAGGAGAAAAAAAGGGAGAAGGGCGCGGGGGAAAACGAGGGGGAGGUAUCCGGCGGUGCGGUAACAGGUGGAUAUGACCGUGACGUCGGUGUGCAGGUGCAGGUUAAUAAAAGUGGAGGAGAUAAUGGAUCGUUUUCGAGAGGGGAGGAGGGUCGGGUCGGCGGAGGAAUACCGGAAACAGGAAGCGGCGUUGCGUCCGUCGCAGUCGAAGGUAAUGCGGAACAAUCGUCCUUAGUCGCCGGCGAACCACCGAGCAUACCGAACGUCGUCGAGUAUCAUUUGAAAGUGAAAAGUACGGGGAACAAUAGCGGUGAGAAGAGCCGAAAUAUCGACCCGGGCCGCUUGUCGUUCGGCAAAAGAAUUGCUAAACCGGAAGUUGGCAAGAGAUUCGCCAGCGGCGAAUCCAGCGGUAGGAAAAUAGCGGGCAGGGAACCGUCGAGGAUGGCCCUCGACAACAACAACAGAGGGCUGGGCGAGUCGUCGGAACUACCGCAAACCUUCCAGGUGAAAUACCUCGGGUCGCACGACGCCAGAGGACUGUGGGGUAUAAAACACACGAGGAAACCGGUGGACAACAUGGUGAGCGCGGCAAGGUCGCUACCGGCUGGCACUAUAUUACCUUUCGUCAAAUUGGUCGUCAGCAAGGACGGGGUCGGACUUUUACCGCUCGGUUUGAAACGACACGACGCCGGAAUAUCCAAGAAAUUUUCCAUCGACACCAUAUCGUACGGCGUUCAGGAUCUGGUUUACACGAGGGUAUUCUCUAUGAUUGUGGUGAGGGAAACUGGACAGAAUCAGGGGAUAUCGCCGUUCGAAUGUCACGGAUUCGUAUGCGAAUCGAGGAAUCACGCGCGACAACUGACCUACGCUCUUGCGAACGCGUUUCAAAUUUACAGCCAGAGCGUCAAGGCGCAAGGGAAGGCCGAGGAAACGGCCGGUAACAUAAAAAAAAGAUUCGCCAUCGACCUGAGAACCCCGGAGGAAAUCGAAGCGGAACUGACGCUGGAUUCGGAAGCGUGACACGGAAAUGAAGUAAAUUAUGAAAAAAUCAAAUCGAUCGGCGAAAUAGCAUCGCUAUCCGGUUCCGCAUUAGGGCGGAAAUUUCGGCAGAUUUUCGAGAUGGGAGUAGGAGCGGAAACGCACCGCGGUAAUCCCUGUGGAAAAAUGAAAAUUUCAAAAAAUUAAUCCAUUCGUUAUUCUCGCCGUAUGCGCGAAAGAUAAAUACCGAUGCAUUUCUCUUCGUGGAAAGGAAAUAUUCUACUUUUCUUUUCAAUUGGAUCUAUUGGCGAUAUUCUCAAUUGUACGAUGUGUAUUGUAAUUAUAGUGAUAGCGCAAUCACCCCCCCCCCCCCCCCCCACCUGUUAACAAAAGUAUUCUUUUCUUUUAGAUUAAUGAGAAACUAGAGAAAUAUAAAUCAUAUAUUUUUAGCUUUAGAUGACUAAAAUGAGAAAUUGUUCAGUUUAUAUUAUAAUUGUAAUGUUGAAUUACACGGAAUGUAUAAUA